AUGGCAACUGCAGCACAAGCUGUGAUUGCAGCAAACACAUUUACAUGCACAUUCCCUACACAAAAGAGCUUCUUCUUUUCCAAAAGAGUUCAGAAAGUUAAUCAUCUCACAGUUAGAGCUUCCACUGAAGAAACUGACUGCAAUGUUGAAGAAUGUGCUCCUGACAAAGAGGUUGGAAAGGUCAGCGUGGAAUGGUUGGCUGGUGAGAAGACAAAAGUUUCUGGGACAUUUCCACCUCGCAAACGUGGUUGGACUGGAUAUGUUGAGAAGGACACCGCUGGCCAGACAAACAUAUAUUCUGUUGAGCCUGCAGUUUAUGUAGCAGAAAGUGUAAUAAGUUCAGGAAGUGCAGGGUCUUCAUCCAAUGGAGCAGAGAACACAGCAGCAAUCGCUGCUGGGCUUGCACUCAUCUCCGUUGCUGCAGCUUCAUCAAUACUCCUCCAAGUAGGUAAGAACCCACCUGCGGUGCAGAAGGUAGAAUACUCUGGGCCAUCACUUAGUUACUAUAUCAACAAGUUCAAGCCACAAGAGAUAAUCCAAGCCUCAGUGCCAAGUGUGGUUGAAUCUUCCCAGCUAGAAAGCUCUGCGCCAGAACCUUCCCAGAUUCAGGUUGAAUCAGAGGUUCAGCUGGAACCUUCUGCCAACCGUGUCGGCAAUAUCUCUUAG
This is a messenger RNA of Prunus armeniaca (apricot), 666 nucleotides long. The record is from the annotation of a GenBank genome assembly. Lineage: Eukaryota; Viridiplantae; Streptophyta; Magnoliopsida; Rosales; Rosaceae.